Messenger RNA from Parnassius mnemosyne (clouded apollo), 3804 nucleotides. Lineage: Eukaryota; Metazoa; Arthropoda; Insecta; Lepidoptera; Papilionidae. The record is from the annotation of a GenBank genome assembly.
ACAGUUUUCUAGUGCGUCGACGUCGAGUAUUGGAUAACGUAAUAUUUUAUUAAUGCUUGUCUGGUAUCCAUAGUAUUUAGGCGUAAACUCAGUUAAUUUGUCUUGCAAUCAAUUUUGUCGAAGCGUAUAGAGAAGAUGGCUGCUCCACCAAUUUACAACCCUGUAAUCCCAUGCGUGCAUCCCAUCCCCGGGGGCAUGUACCCUGGCCGCAUGAUAAGGUUUCAAGGCAACGUGCCUCCCGGUGCGCAGAGAUUUGCGAUCAACCUCCAGUGCGGUCCGAACACGGACCCCCGCGACGAUAUAGCUUUGCAUCUCAACUUCCGUUUCGUCGAGAUGUGCGUGGUGCGGAACCAUCUCACCGCCAUGAACUGGGGUGUGGAGGAAACUGCUGGUGGUAUGCCACUGGUGAGGGGCGAGGCCUUCGAAGCCUUGGUGCUUUGCGAGCCACAGUCCUUGAAGAUUGCAUUGAAUGGUGUACACUUCUGCGAGUUUCCGCAUCGUAUUCCGUACCAGCGCAUAUCGCACUUGACAGUGGACGGUGACGUCAUGAUGCAAUUUGUGGGCUUCGAGGGAGCCCAAGCUCCACCUUCUCAGGUCUACAUGGCUGAGCCUCCCGCUUACGGUUCAUAUGGGGCCCCACCUCCAGUGUACGGGGCACCAGCGUAUGGUGCACCACAAGGCUUCUACUGAUGGCUUAUAGCGGUCGCAGCUAGUAUCUAAAUGUGCACUUUGAAGAGUUAAAGCGCGUCUCACAAAAAGUUCUUCGUACGUUUUGUUUGUUUUUAAAUAGUUUAUAAAGCAAAUUUCAUUAUAUAGUAUUGUAUAAAUUAUUAAGUGUGAUUGACAUUUUCUUCUUGUCUUUAAAGUUUAUUCUCAAGUAUUUCUCAUCCAAAAAUGUUGUAGCUUAUAGUUUUUAUAAUAUUAAACAUAUUUAUGAACAGGAGCAGAAUAGUGUAGGUAAAUUUUAACUGUCAAAUAUAAAACAUUUAUUAGAGUUUUGGUGAGAACUUGACAGCAGGCAGAUGUCGCUGCGGUAUUAUCGCUUAAAUGUUAAUUCAAAUGCCAUUUUUUGUUUGAAAUGUGUGUUAACAAUAAGUAAACGUGAUGAAUAAGUUCUACGAUGGUGACAUAACCUCAGUUAUUUUUACGCUUAUACCCCUUGAAAAACUAUAGUCAUCAACUGGCUGCUGUAUAAAGUUGCCGUUAAAAUCUCCCCAAAAAUUCAUUAACAAAAUACAUGUCAGAUUAGGCUGUAUGGGCUCAGAUUCCUUUGCCUUUAACUAUAAAACAAGCAUUUAAUAGAAGGUAGAAGCAGUAAUAGCUAAGUCCUAUUACUGCAUGGGUCGCUCUUGCAAAAUCGAAUACCGGAGCUUCUAAGUUUGCCCAUCUUAAAAUACCAGCGUCAAAAACCAGGGUUAAAAAUAUUGUAAUGUACUUUCUGUUGCAGUUAAUAAAUAAAUAAAUUUAUUUAUUUUUCAACUGCAUAACUAAUUUUAAAUACUUACACAUGCGAUUCUAAAUCUUGCGUAGGUAAUUGAUCCUUGAUGUCUAUAAAGUUUUAUAAAUAUUACCGAAUUAUUUUCCUUAUUUGCAUUGCAUAUAUCAGCGUAAAAUAGCAGCUUAAUGCUUCUGUGUUUCGUAUGGUGAGUGUAGAGAACCGGAUACCCUUUUUACUUGUAAUGAGGCAUUCCAGCUUAGUCCUCUGGGGUGAUAACGCAUCUUCAUUUUUAUUUUUAAUCGAGGAUACAUGUUGAUGUAUAUAAACCCACGGGAUGAUAUGGGGUAGUGGAUAUUCUUACACCGCCACUACACGGUGGUUGGCGUACUAAGAAGUAAAUAUAUUGUAAAAAUAAAAUAUAUUCUCCUAAAUAGGGCUUUUGACAAGAACUACAAUACCGGUGAGUAGAUCGCUGCUCUAAUAUUUUAAAUAAUGGUUUGAAGUAGAUUUUGAUAUAUCGUAUGUGAAUUUUUAGUAGAAAUGAUGUAACAAGUGCUUCGAUGGCGAUAUUUUUUUAAUCCGCUUAGGGGCUUUGAGGUAUUAUCGUCAUCAACUGUUGGUUGGGUUAACUGUCGUCAAAAUCUCUCAAAAACUUCGUAAUGUGACGCAUCUGCAUACUGUGAAGUUUUGUAAACGAAAUACUUUGAAAGAAUUAAUAGUGAAUAUAACAAGAUAUGUUUAUUGUUUCAAAUCCUAAGCAUUAUAGAUUUGCAAGCUUUUAGCACGGUGCUAAUGUUCUAUAUGUUAUAAUAAUGUGUAUUAUAGUUAUUAAGAGUAUUAGAGUAAAGGAAAAAUCGCUGGUUGCCAAAUAAAGUGCGUUAUGGACGGAAAAAACGCUAUAUCUGGCGCAAAAAGUAGUAAGUUAGCAGCGCUAAGCAUGUAAAACAUCUAAUUGUGCUGUUUCAUUUAAGGCGUUACUUUGUCUUCCUUACCGUCUAUAAUAUAAAAAUGUGAUUUUAAUCAUCUCUAGAAGUUUAUCUAGAGACAAUAAAAAUUGCUUCGCCACGUCCAUCGCGCUCCCGCUCAUUUGUAACAGUGCGUUGAAUUACGGCGCUAGCUAGAAACUUACAAAACUUCCUAUUUUGGCAAAAACCUAAUAUUUCGCCGAAGGUGUUUUUUUUACCAAAGGCGAGGCAGCCUAAGUUUCAAUCGUACACUACUUAAUUUACGUAUUUUCUUUAAUAUUUUUUAAAAAUAUUUGCAUAAUUCAAGCGUCAUUUUAAGGCGUUCCCGCCAUUUUGUAAUGGAUGUGCCUUGCCACGAUUUUCCUACUUUGAUGUUAGAGUUGUUUUAAUGACAGUUAAAAUUUAAUAUUGAGGCAUGGUUUAUAAGAAUAAAUCUCGCUUAUUAUAAAAAGUGGUUUAUAAUUAGUGUCUGGCUUAAAUUAGAGUCUGUUUCAAUAAAGAAGUCCUGUGGAAAAUAUGCAAAAAUGGAAGGUAUGGAAUUUGACAGCAAAUGUCAAAGUUUUCGAAGACAGGCGCCGCGGCUGACAAAUUGUCGUAGCACUUCUAUAGUGACAUAGACCAAAGACUUCUAUGUAUAUACAGACUUCUAUGUAUAAGUAGCGGCACGAUAGUCUAUGGGUGACCGUUAUUGCGCAUAAGUCGCGCUGAUUGGCUCUCCAGACGCAUUCGUGGAAUUCAAUUGGUGCGCGUCUCCUCCGCGUUUCGUUCAGCGCUAGACUUACGUGCCGCGAUUUAUACAACUAGACUUGCAAUUCGUAAAUAUGUCACGCAGUUCUAAUUUUCAUCUAGGCAAAUACGAAGUAAAGUUAAAUGCACAUCUGAAAUAAAUUUUAAAUCACAUUGACAAAGUGCGCACAUAAAUAACGACACCGUUUUCUUAGUAAAAUUAAACAAAAUCACUGUUAGAUUGUCGAAAAUAACGUCCUCCCCGUAGUCGAUUAAAGCUAAAGGAGUUACGGAGACCGUAACAUAAUGCCUAAUAUACAUACAUAGAAGUAUUUGACAAAGACUCUUCUUUAUACCCGAGAUUAGCAAUAAAUUGCGUUCUGUACUAAGGAUGAAUAUAUUCUGUUAAUUGCCUACUAGGAAACUCCAUCCAAGACUAUAAAUGUAGUUAAAAGGUUGUUAUUUUAGUAAUAAAAUAUGUGACUAUAAUAAAAAUAAAUGUAUUUCGUGUUUUGGGGCAUUACAUUUUAUACACCUUAGGUUAUAAGUAUUUCGCGGUCAAAUUUUUUCUCAGUUUAGAUCAGUCGUCGAAUUGGUGCAUUUCAUGUUGUAUUAGUUGAGAAUUAAUUAUGUAUGAAUUAUAAAAAAAGAAUGUUUUAAUACAGAAUUGCAUUU